Messenger RNA from Onthophagus taurus, 1660 nucleotides. Its product is annotated as cytochrome P450 4V2-like. Lineage: Eukaryota; Metazoa; Arthropoda; Insecta; Coleoptera; Scarabaeidae. The record is from RefSeq and is a predicted model, not a curated record. Gene Ontology annotation, molecular function: heme binding; oxidoreductase activity, acting on paired donors, with incorporation or reduction of molecular oxygen; monooxygenase activity.
AGCGUGCGUUGAGACGCGGCACAAGAAAUGAUAACCUUUCCAACAACCAGCCGCAAUCAAUAUCAUAAUGCAACAGUUUAUUAAUAAAUGAAUAAAAACAAAAUGCUCAGUCGUGUAUUCGAAAUUUCAACGAAAUGUUCUGGAUUCUUUUUGCAAUUUUAAUUUUUAUUGUUACACUUUAUUACUUUUAUCAAGUAAAUAAAUACAAGAUAAUUGAUGAUUACCCGGGACCAUCAGCUUUAGAAUUAUUCAAGUUUAUGUUAUUACCUAAAUCAACAGUAGAUUCUUAUAAAUACUUCGUCUCUUUAAACAAAAAAUAUGGUGCGAUUGUUAAAAUUUGGCUAAAGCCUUUCAAGCCAACACUUCUUGUAUCCGAUGGAAAAUUCAUUAAGAGCAUUUUAUUAUCAAGAGAAUAUUUUAACAAACCAAGUUAUCUCGCUUUAAUGGAAGCACUUAUGGGAUAUGGAUUGCCUAUUAUGACCGAUAUAAAUUUGUGGAAACAAGAACGGAAAACUUUUUCACACAUUUUUAACAAUCAAUUCAUCAUCGAUUAUACAUCAACAUUUAAAAGACACGCCGUUAAUUUGUAUGAAUCUAUAAAUGAAAACUUAAACCAACCUAUUGAUUUACAAAUAUUGUUAUUAAGAUAUGGAUUGAAUAUUGUUUAUGAUUUAUUACUUAAUGAAGAUAUAAGUCAACAAGAUAAUCGUGUAAACCGAUAUAUCAAAUCUAUGAAAACAUUUUUCGAAGUUUACUUCGAUAGAAUUAAUUCUCCUUUGAAGAUAAAUGAUAAAAUUUUUAAAUUAACCAACAAUUAUAAUAUUUGGAAAAAAUCUUCAGAUGAAACUAAAGAGUUUAUAGAAAGCACGCUAAAAAGAGUUAUUAAAUUAAAAAAGGAAUCACCAAAUAAAAGUGAUCAAAAAGAUUUUAUUGAUUUACUUUUAGAAUCUAAUUUGAGUUAUGAAAGAAUUUUAGAACAACUUCGAACGCUGGUCGUUGCUGGUGCUGAUACAGUUUCGUCUGCAACUGGUUUCGCUCUUUACAAACUUGCUAAACACCCUGAAUUACAAGAACAAAUAUAUCAGGAGUACAUUUCCAUUUUAGGUAUGGAUAAAAACGUUUUUGCAGAAUUUAGAGAUAUCCAACAAAUGACGUUUACUGAAUGUGUUGUGAAAGAAACUUUAAGGCUUUUUCCUCCUGGUCCAUUUAUUUUUAGAACUUUAAUUAACCCAACAGAAAUUGAUGGUAAAAUUUUUCCUGCUAACAUCGACAUAAUAUUUUCAAUAAUUGAUUCGCACUAUUCAAAUUUCGAUAAUCCUACAGAAUUUAAACCGGAACGAUUUUUUCCAGAAAAUGCCUGCAAUAUUCCUGCUAACGCCUAUUUACCAUUUUCAUUAGGGCCAAGAGAUUGUAUAGGUAAAACCGUUGCUAUUGUUGAAGUGAAAUUUUCACUCAGCUACAUCAUUAGACACUUUACAUUACAUCCAAUCAGUAAUCACGAAAUAAAUUUGUCAGGAGAAAUUAUUUUGACAAGCAAAAAUGGUUUACCCGUUAUAUUUAGAAAAAGAAUGGAUUAAAGCAGGAAUUUUAAUCUGAAAAAUCUUAAAAGAAGGUAUAUUGGAAUCCAUUUUGCAAGUUAAUGAAUAAAUAAUAAAAUAAC